Molecule: messenger RNA, 4549 nt
Organism: Paralichthys olivaceus (Japanese flounder)
Lineage: Eukaryota; Metazoa; Chordata; Actinopteri; Pleuronectiformes; Paralichthyidae
Product: fidgetin-like protein 2
Source: RefSeq, a predicted model, not a curated record
AAAGGAUAGGGUCCCAGAAGCGAGUAGAAGCCUCACACACACAUACACACACUCACUCACAGAGACGCUCAUGUAGGCUCCCUCUGUUUUACUUUGUGGAAUAGUAGUGGAUUACUUUCCAAAUUGAGCCACUCAUUGAGCAGAGCAUGAUCAGUUGGCAGCGUGUCGGAGCAGCGUUGAAGUGUGAGAUGAACCAUGGAGGGGUGCAGGAGGCCAGUCACUAACCGAGCCAGCAGCAGCCUCACAACCACCACCGCCAGCAGCAGCAGGAGAAGCAGUAGCCCAGGGAAGUCCCGGAGCAUGCAGCUGGGCUCUCACUAGCACCAAGUGGACCCAGUCCUCUCCUCUUCACCUGGGGGCCAGGGCUGCAGAAUGCUCAGUCCUGUCACCCCUUACAGUCUGUUGAAGAUGCACUGGUCUCCGGAGCACGCUGCCCCCUUAUCUCAGUGGCCUGAGCAGCACCUUGAUGUCACCUCCACCACCUCGCCCCCGUCUGCCCACAAACACGAUCCCUACGCUACAGCGGCUCGCCGUGGCUACGGCCCCACAGGUUACCCUUGGGCCAGUGAUGACAUAUCAGCCCUAACUGCUUCUUCUCUGCUGAAGCGCUAUGCAGAGAAAUACUCUGGCCUGGAGCUGUCCUACGACCGCCCCCCUCCUGGGCCCUACUCAGAGCCUGGACCCUUCCUGAAAACUGAACCUGAGGCCUGGGCUCUGGGUCAGAGCAUGGAGUGUUACCCUGGACUAGAGGCACUAACUGGCACCAAGGUGGGUUCUGCCUCUGUGGGCAUCCCAGCCACAGGAAGUGUAACAAUCGUGAGCAGCAACUUGGCAUCUGAGCCAAGUUACAGUGGCACUAGCUCCUGCAAUGCCCCGUCAUCUCAAGAAUACCCUCCUGCCUACAACAGCACCUACCUGUCCUCAGGAUACUGCCCUCCGCCCAGUGCAGCACUUCCCCCUGCCACGCUACACUCUCUGCAGUCCACACCCACUCUAGUGCCCAGCUACAGCGCCAGCACUCCUGUCUACAACUACCCUCCUGGGUGCUACCCCCAAACCAGCCUGUCCUCUGGAUACAGCCACCCCAGUGCCUCCUACUUGCCCUCUGGGAUAAGUGCCCCGACUCCUCUGGCCCCUCGGCCCACCAUGUUGGGGGGGAGUUACAGCUACGCGUCUCACAGCCUUGGAGGAAGCUCCGAGGCAGGAGCCCCACUGAAACGCAAGGCUUUUGAGAUGGAGGAAGGACAGGAGGGAGCAGAGGUGGAGGGAUCACGCUACAGAAAGUACAGCAACGGAAACAGUCACAGCAAAGGCCACGGUAACGGCUACGAUAUGAGCGGCCCCGCCUCAGAUCCACAGGCCUACAAACCCGGAAAGCCUCUGAUGUCGCCACCGUAUGGCGGGGCAGGGGACUACAGCCCACCGUCGGGCCUCGCAGGAGAGAGUGUAUCAGCGGAGCACAACUUUCCUCAGCAGCAGCAGCAGAGAAUGUCUAUGAAGAUACCUGCCCCACACACUCGAUCUGAGGAUCCAGUUGGAGGCCGCUGACACACUCUGCCGCUAUUGGAGAGGAUUCCCUCGCUCUUAUAAAGCAACCAGAGUUAUUAAUAAAGGCAUAUCUGGGGGAAUGGCAUUAAUUAGAUUUAUCAACGAAAGGUUUCAUUUCACUACAAACACAAGAUGGCACAAGACAUCAGGUAUUUCCUGUGCGUCUUUUUUUUUUUUUUUCAUCACUCAUGUUUUUUCCAAAGAUUCACAGGGGCCUUUAGCCCCUGUAAGGUUGAGGUAAGUCUUAGGGGUGAGGUCGAGGCAUUCGCUAUAUGGAUAUUAUUAAGACAGUCUAUAUGUGUGAGUGUCUGUUUCUCUCAGGAUCCUAUUUAUUUCCUUUCUGCUACUGUGGCAACAUCACUGCAAUGUUGCAGAUUUUGAAGUCAGUGUAAUUAUUUGUGGCCGUUAUGUGUGUGUGACAGCCUUUGACUGCAAUAUGUUCUACCACAGCACAGAAAGAAAAAUCAUUUCUGACCAAAAAAAGGAGAGCAAUAACUGAAAUGGUUAGAUUGCCAAAUGUCUUCAGCACAAUCACUGCUACUUUACACAGCUCACUACACGGCCUGUGCCACUCGAGAAAUGAAUGUUUCCCUGCUUUUUCCCGUUCACAUAUUCUUAAACUUUAUUUUUCAGUUUCCUUCACUUCUUUCUUCUCUGUUUUGCUGCCUCCUGCUCACAAUCUCUUUCACUGCUCAACAACUUUUGUCUUUGUCCAGUUUAAGCAUGCCCAGCUGCUCAUCAAACCAUCACAUGAUAGCAUACAUGAAGACGCCCUUAAACAUGUUUUCACCCAAGGAAAGAAUGGAGAAAUAAUCUAAAUAUAAAUGUUAAUCUUAAAAUGUUUUGGUUUUUUUGCACUCACACAAUGACAUCAUACGGAUUUAUGCAGAUCAUGUGUUGUUUACGUGCAGAUUUCUAAAACCAACGGUUGUGUCUCAAUGAUAAUACCUGUUCCAGUUUAUGCAUCAACUUAACCAAAAAACCAACUAGACAGGCACUCAGUAGAGCAUCCUACACACGAUUGUCUAGUUCCUAUAGUAGAAAUAUAAAAAGAAAGAAGGAGGUCAGAUAACCUUAAUAUCAUAAUUAUAGUGAAAAUGAAAAAUGUAUUUAAAGCUUGGUGUUGGUAAUCCUGGAAAAGGUAGCAGGAGACUUUACAUAUGGAUGGCUAUGGGGGCAUAAAGUGGAUUUCAACAAAAAAAGAUUUAAAUUGUUUGAGGAACAAAUCACCAACUCUACCUUUAAACCACAUCUGCACCGAACCCAUUGAUUUAGUACACACAGGAAAAUUGUGAUCUUGGUGGAGGUAUUACCACGCUUAAGUCUGCUUUCUGCUGAAAUUCACUUUGAAGGUGUACGAGCCUGUUUGAUGCAGAUUUCUGUAAAUGUGUCUGGGUGAGAACAUCCAACAACUUUCUUUGUGAAGAUCAACCAGCUUGUCCUCUUGGAUUUGCUUCUUCUUUUUGUUUCUAAAUAUGCAUUCUCUUUACCUUUGCCUCUGAAAGGAUGAUUUAUAGUUGUGUUAUUGAAUACUCAGGAAGAAUAUUGUUACCUCAGAAUGAUAAAAUAAGAAUGUAUGUUAUUACCUUUGGGUGUUUGUAAGGAGCUUUAUGGAGCAAGAUGAAAAUGGAGCCAUGGCUUUGUCAAAGAGAAAAAGAUACUCUGAACACUUCAGGGAAAUAAUGAACUUACAAGGCCUUUGAUACAAACAGUAGACUAUACACACACACACACACAUGCACGCACACACACACAUGCACACACACAUGCACGCACACACACGCUGCUUCGUAGCUCUGGGGGAAUUAAACUCGAGGUUUUUGUACCAAGGCCUGAAAUGUUGAAUGUAAUUCAGAUAUAAUGUACAUCGAUUUAUGUUUUUAGAUAUAUGAAACAUAUUUUCUUCUUGUAUAGAUGUAAUUCUCUUCUAGGUUUUUGAUGGAGCAAUGAAUAACAUGUUAAGUGUUAGUGUAGUUAGCAGUGGGGAAAUGGUUUUGUGGACAAAAAAAAAAAGUCAAAUCAAAGCACUCCUGAUAGACGACAUUCAACAUAUCAAGACACACGCUCGUCAGUAUGUAACAUGCUCUAUAACAGGUAUCUUCAAUUAUUGUCUUAAUACAGUGUCCAGCUUCAAUUGCCCAUGUCAGUAUUGUUUCAAUCAGCGUGAAUUUAGCUUUAAUGUGAAUUAACACCAUGAAGAAAGUAGAAGUUAAUUGUGACGGAUGUGCACUGUCAGAAAAAAAGUAGUCACAACUUAAAAUCCUUUCUUUGAGUCUGUGCUGUUUGAUCCCAUCAUGACUUGUGCCAUACCGUUGUAUUUUGUUAAGAGAAGCCCCUUGGAGGCUUAAACAAAACCAAAAUCCUGCCUAAAUGCAUGACUCCCCUUUUAAUAGUAAGAUUUUUUUAGCCUGAGAUGCAACUUCAGAUUUUAGUCUGAAAACCAGUGUGGUGAAAAAAGUACUUUAAUGCCUCUUUUUGGAAAUAUAAGCACGUUCAUUAACGAAAUUUAAACUUAAUCAGAGGGUUAAACUGAAUUUGCUUCAAAUUAUGCCGAGGAAGAAAAAUGACAGAUGAAUAAUAAUGUUAAGCAUAUAAUAUUGUAUUCUUAACCCCAGAUUUUGAAAUUGUUUAAGCGCUUAGCUUCAACAAUUGAAUGCUCUUCAAUACCACACAGAGAAUGUGCUCUACAUUAACCCACGCGCUGCGACAGACGACUGAUUAUUCGCUGUUUAUUCAUGGAAGUAUGUGGAGUUGAGUUUGUCCACAAGAUCAAGAAAUGGGAUUUCAGUGUUAUGACGUUUGUGAUUCAGUUGUUCUUUUGUUGUAUCUUGUACAUUUUCUGUAACCACUUCUACCUCAUUCUGAAGACGAACAUUGAAAUAUUUAUUUCAUGUCAUUUCACUAACCAGUUUUAAGGAGCAAUGUUUCGAAUUCUUGACCUGUUCUAGUCUACCUCACUAAAGACUGUUGUGUCAUGGAAAUGAAGAUAUACCAAAAAAUC